Molecule: messenger RNA, 792 nt
Organism: Penicillium alfredii
Lineage: Eukaryota; Fungi; Ascomycota; Eurotiomycetes; Eurotiales; Aspergillaceae
Exons: 3
Coding region: 1-792 (263 amino acids)
Molecular function (GO): oxidoreductase activity
Source: RefSeq, a predicted model, not a curated record
AUGUCUGUGAAUCAAGAUCUCGCCGGCAAAGUUGCCAUCGUAACCGGAGCAAGCCGCGGCAUCGGCGCCGGCAUCGCCCAAAAACUAGCCCAACGCGGCGCCCACAUCGCGAUAAACUACCUCUCCUCAACAGCCGCCGCCGAAUCCAUCGCCGAGCAGAUCCGUACCAACUACGGCGUGCGCGCCAUCACGUUAAAAGCCGAUGUCGCGCAGGAGGCCGAAGUGAAGGCGAUGUUCGAGGCCGUGCACCGCGAGUUCGGGCGCCUGGAUAUCGCCGUCAGCAACUCGGGCAUCGAGCAUUUCGGGACGCUGGGCGAGGUCGCUGGCGAAGAGAUUGACCGUGUCUUUGCGGUUAAUGUUAAGGGGCAGUUUUUUGUGGCGCAGGAGGCGUUUCGCUAUAUGGAGGAUUUUGGACGGGUUAUGUUGACUUCGUCUAUUUCGGCUACUAAGGGCGUCCCCCGCCACGCCGUCUACGCCGCCUCCAAAGCCGCCGUUCAGGGCAUGACCAAGUGCCUAGCCGUCGACUUCGGCUCGCGCAACAUUACCGUCAACUGCAUUGCCGCCGGCGGCGUCAAGACUGACAUGUACACCGAGAUGGCGGCCAAGUACAUCCCCGGCGGCGAGAACAUGUCGCCGCAGCAGAUCGACGCCGCCCUGUCCAAGUGGUCUCCGCUCGGCCGGCCCGGCGAGGUGGAUGAUAUCUCGGGCGUGGCAGCGUUGAUUGCCAGUCCUGAGUCGCAGUGGUUGACGGGGCAGACGUUCCAGGUAUCGGGGGGAGCGGCUAUGGCUUAG